CGAUGAUGACGCGCCGAUGGAGAAUUUUCACGAAGGUUGCAAAACAGUUGCGUCAGAAAGUUGCGCACUUGUUUCUGGAAAGGUGAACGACGUCCGCAGCCUGUCUCGACUAAUACAGGGUAACACACAUCGUGACCAUGUUGGUGGCCAGGCUGACAUGCCUGAGGAGUCUUCCUCUCGCCGGGCUCCGUCCGGUGCUGUCGCAGGGCUCCACAGCCCUGAGAUCACCCGCCCUGAAGGCCUGUCCGCCCCUGCUCAGGCCCCAGCAGGGUUUUUCCUCCAAAGUCAGAUUUGGUUUCCGUCGUGGGAAGACAACCAGAGACCAGCUCAAAGAAGCAGCUUUUGAGCCAGCAACAGAUACCGCCAUUAAAAUUGACAGCAUGGGAAGGAUCUUUCUGGCCGGAGGUGCAGCAGUCGGCCUUGGAGCUCUGUGCUACUAUGGACUCGGCAUGUCCAAUGAAAUCGGUGCCAUUGAGAAAGCAGUGAUCUGGCCUCAGUAUGUGAAGGACAGGAUCCACUCCACCUACCUGUACUUUGCAGGCAGUGUUGGAAUGACAGCUUUGUCGGCUGUAGCAGUGAGCAGGACCCCAGUACUUAUGGGAAUGAUGAUGAGAGGAUCCUGGCUGGCUAUUGGAGCAACUUUUGCAGCUAUGAUUGGUGCCGGCAUGCUGGUCAGGUCCAUUUCAUACGAGCACAGUCCAGUGCCCAAACACCUCGCUUGGAUGCUCCAUGCAGGUGUGAUGGGUGCUGUCAUCGCUCCCCUCACUCUCCUGGGAGGACCUCUGAUGAUGAGGGCUGCCUGGUACACAGCAGGCAUCGUGGGAGGUCUGUCCACCGUGGCCAUGUGUGCCCCAAGUGAGAAGUUCCUUAACAUGGGCGGGCCCUUGGCUGUCGGCUUUGGAGUGGUCUUCGCGUCCUCCAUCGGAUCAAUGUUCCUGCCGCCCACCUCAGCUUUCGGAGCAGGCCUGUACUCUGUGGCCAUCUACGGAGGUCUGGUCCUGUUCAGCAUGUUCCUCCUUUACGAUACACAGAAGGUCGUCAAGAGGGCCGAGACACAUCCACUCUACGGUGUACAGAAAUAUGACCCCAUUAAUGCGUGCAUGGGGAUUUACAUGGACACCCUGAACAUCUUCAUGAGACUGGUGAUGAUUCUGUCUAACGGCGGCAGUGGCAGGAGGAAGUAAACAGCAGCAUUUUGACUUUAGCUUUAACGUUACCUUCCACAGAGCUGAACAAAACCAUGUUUUAUUACUAGCAGCACAUGCCAGGUGUUAAAUCUUAGUGACAACUCUCAUCUAGCUGGUGAAUAAACAUGAACGCUUUGUAAGUGUGCGAAGGCGAGGAUUGCACAGACAUAUGGAGAGCUCUUGCGUUGAUUGUGGAAGUAUCUGGUUGAUCCUGGGGGGAUACAGAUGAGUUAAAUCUGUCAACAUCAUUUCCUCUGUCUCAGAUGUACUUUGUUUUUUUCGUGUUUUGUAUUUAUUUCCACUCGGCAGUGUUUCUGUUUCUAAUAAGAAUUCUGAGAAUAUCUGGUAUAUGCAACAGAAAUGGCACUUAUGUCCGUCACAGACUGGUCUAAACUCACAGUACAAUAAAUGCACUUGCUCUAGUAUACACUGAUAUUGCACUUCAGUGAUGGGUUAAAGAGGUUCAUACAUAAGUUCAGUAAUUUAAAUCUUAUUAGAAUCACUCAAUAAACAAAUCAAAAGUUGUUUGUUUUUUUGUCAGAUGGUGCUGUUGUGUUCUGUUUUGAAUCCUAAAAUCCAGCAGAGGAUGAGCUGACGUGAUGAUUCCUGGCGCUUUUUUUCCACAGAAGACAUUUUGACAUGUCACAGAAGGAAAAGCCCUGGUAUUAAAUAAAUAAUACAAUUUA
This is a messenger RNA of Larimichthys crocea (large yellow croaker), 1873 nucleotides long. It is a transcript of the gene ghitm, whose product is annotated as growth hormone inducible transmembrane protein. NCBI's taxonomy places the organism in Eukaryota, Metazoa, Chordata, Actinopteri, Sciaenidae. The record is from RefSeq and is a predicted model, not a curated record. The transcript is spliced from 9 exons. Gene Ontology annotation, cellular component: mitochondrial inner membrane. The coding region runs from base 138 to 1184 and encodes 348 amino acids.